Molecule: messenger RNA, 2307 nt
Organism: Penicillium pulvis
Lineage: Eukaryota; Fungi; Ascomycota; Eurotiomycetes; Eurotiales; Aspergillaceae
Product: ubiquitin-specific protease UBP14
Exons: 5
Coding region: 1-2307 (768 amino acids)
Biological process (GO): protein deubiquitination
Molecular function (GO): zinc ion binding; protein binding; cysteine-type deubiquitinase activity
Source: RefSeq, a predicted model, not a curated record
AUGUUAGACCUCCAACCGCCCGGAACCUCUCAGGCUGUGUAUAGAGAGGACUGUACGCAGUGCUUCGAUUCCAUUGACAAUGACUCGGGUCUAAAUGUAUGUCUCCACUGUUUCAAUGGUGGGUGUACCGGGGAUAGAGAUCAUGCAUUACUACACCAUCGACGCUUUGGUCACCCGCUGGCCUUGAAUAUUCGCAGAACCCCGAAACAAAUUCAGAGAGAUGAGCCCCCGCCCAAGAUUUCAAAGCUUGCGAUUACUGCCGAGACAGAUGAUGACCGAUAUGAUAUCGUGACAUCCGUGACAUGCUAUUCGUGCGCGAAGCAAGAUGUCGAUAAAUCGAUUGGGAAUCUGCCUGCUGUGAUCAACGGAGUCAUGAACGCAAUGACUUUUUCGAAAAGGGAGGAGGUAAAAGCAUGGGAGCAGGAAUUUGUCCCUUGUGAACACACGUUAUGUCUUACUCAACAAGACAUUGAGAACGUAGAAUCCAAAGAUUCUAGUCGAUGUUCUACAUGCGAUUUGAAGGAGAAUCUCUGGAUUUGCUUAGAUUGUGGAAACAUAGGAUGUGGACGAAGUCAAUUUGGUGGUAUACAAGGCAACUCCCACGCUCUCGCCCACGCAGACGCAUCAACACAUGCUGUGGCAGUUAAACUGGGCUCCAUCACUGCCGAGGGCUCAGCAGACGUCUAUUGUUACGCAUGCAAUGAGGAGCGAACAGACCCAGAACUUGCAAAUCACCUCGCACACUGGGGCAUAUUCCUAGCUGGGCGUGAAAAAACGGAGAAGAGCUUGAUGGAGAUGCAGGUUGAGCACAACCUCCAAUGGGAGUUCUCUAUGACCACCGAAGAUGGUCGUGAAUUAACCCCGGUCUUCGGACCUGGCUUCACUGGCCUCGCUAACCUCGGAAACAGCUGCUACCUUUCCAGUAUCAUGCAGUGCAUAUUCUCUACAUCUUGCUUCCAAUCUCGUUAUUAUUGCCCAUCUGAGGAGCCACCGCUAUGUCAGACACCGGCACAGGACCUUGAGACCCAACUGAGAAAGCUGGCAGAUGGCUUACUAUCAGGCCGUUACUCUCAACCAGGUACACGUUUUGCUACAGCUCAGAAUGCACAAGAGGCUCCACAUCAAAGGGGGCUGGCUCCAGCCAUGUUCAAAUAUCUGAUUGGCCAGGGUCAUGAUGAAUUUGCAACAAUGAGGCAACAGGAUGCAUUCGAAUUUCUUUUGCACGUGUUCAAAUGUGUGAGUCUUUCAAAGCAUUCUGAUGGACAGCUCAAUCCUGUCAAGAGCUUCCGAUUCGAGGUCGAGCAACGCCUUCAGUGCUUGGGCUGUAAGAAGGUCCGUUACAAGGUAGAUGAGCAAGAUAAUAUCUCUGUUGCUGUGCCUGGUCGUCGCAUCUCGGGUGAAACAGAUCGUUUUGAAGCUGUUACCCUAUCAGAGUGCUUGGACCUAUUCACCGCGGAGGAGGUCGUUGAGCUCAGCUGUCCUGAAUGUAAUAGCCGUGACGGGUUCUCGAAACGCUCAUCCUUCAAAACUUUACCACAAGAAUUGGCUAUCAAUGCUCGUCGCUUUGGGCUUGUCAACUGGGUUCCUACCAAAUUAGACAUUCCAGUGGUUGUUGAUGACGGACCCGUUGAUUUUGGGUGCUAUUUAGCUGGUGAGCAUGAUGCCAACGAGGAGAUCUUGCCGGAGGUUAAGGAAGAUGUGGCCUUCAAUCCUAACCCCGUUGUCAUGGAUCAGCUCUUGGGCAUGGGUUUCCCAGCUGUGAGAUGUGAGAAGGCGCUUCACGCCACUGGAAAUGAUGACCCGGAGGCUGCCAUGAAUUGGCUGUUUGCUCAUAUGGAAGACCCAGACAUUGAUGAACCCCUCGUUUUGAAGGGAUCUGCUGGUGGGACGAUAAAUGCUGAGCAGGACGAGACGAAGGUCGCGCAGCUGGGGGACAUGGGCAUCGAGGCUUCCAGAGCUCGCCAGGCCUUAUCUGCCACUGAUGGCGAUGUCAAUCGAGCGCUAGACUGGGUUUUUACCCACCCCGAUGAGGGCUUGGAGGAUGGCCAGGAUGAUAUCAAAGACAUAGACUCUCAGCAAGAUUCAGCCGGCUAUGAUAGUUUGCCUGCUCGGUAUCAGCUACAAUCUAUCGUAUGUCACAAAGGCACGUCAGUUCAUGCAGGUCACUAUGUGGCUGUCAUUCGUAAGGUUUUGCCAGGCCAGUCUGGUCUCUCCUGGGUUAUGUUCAAUGACGAAAAGGUUGUGAAAUUUGAGGACCUUGAUCAGAUGAAGAAAACGGCUUAUAUGUACUUCUUUACACGAUUAUAG